ACUAAGAUCAAAUAUACUGUAAUAGGUCAAUCUCGAGCUUCAGAAGCCCCCCAACAACACAAGAAACCAGUUGAAGCAUUGGGACCUGAGUUAAUUUAUUCUAAAAUUGUGUAGUUAGAACUUUCAUCUAUUAAACAUGCUUAAAAGAGGAUUUAAAAUAGUUCAAUAUUCCUUACAAAAUGAGAUAACCAGAAGAAACGCCAGUACCAUCGGUUUUAUUGGUAUUGGAAACAUGGGAAGUCACAUGGCUGGUCACUUGGUGAAGAAGGGCGAAAAGGUGAAGGUAUUUGAUAUAUCCCCAGAUGCUGCCAAAACAGUAAAAGGUGCACAUGUUUGUUCAUCGCCUGUAGAAGCAGCACAAAAUUCCGAUAUUGUAUUCACAAUGCUGCCGAAUGGUAAUGUGGUAAAAAAAACCUUAUUAGAAGAGGGAGUCUUGGAAGCAAUCCCAAAAAAAUCCCUCUUGGUAGACAGUUCUACAAUAGAACCCAAGGUAUCUCAAGAAUUAUUCGAAAUAGCAAAUGGGAAAGAUGUGAGGUUUAUAGACGCACCUGUAUCUGGUGGAGUAACAGGGGCUGAAGCUGGAACUUUAGCAUUCAUGGUAGGAGGAAAUGUAGAAGAUGUGGAAUACGUUAAACCAGUCCUUCUUCAUAUGGGUGCCAGAGUAUUUCAUUGCGGCAAGGCUGGUGCGGGACAGAUCGCAAAACUUUCUAAUAAUCUGAUACUAGGUGUUUGUAUGAUGGGGGUUUCUGAGGGAAUGAACCUUGGAAUAAAAGCAGGAUUGGACCCCAAAGUACUUCAUGAAAUUGUCAAUGUUUCAACAGGAAGAUGCUGGUCUUCAGAAACAUACAGUCCUGUACCUGGCUUGCUGCCAAAUGUACCCAGUUCAAACGACUACAAAGGAGGAUUUAACAUUAGACUGAUGUCCAAAGAUUUGGGGCUUGCAGAAGCUACAGCUGUAAAUUCUGAAGUAUCAGUCCCACUUGCUGCUUGUGCACAUCAAAUUUAUAGAGCUCUGAUCAGUAAUGGUUAUGGUGAUAAAGAUUUCUCUGUAAUUUAUAAGUUUUUGAGUGGUAAUAAAUAGUUAACAAAUAA
This is a messenger RNA of Harmonia axyridis, 1092 nucleotides long. RefSeq names its product probable 3-hydroxyisobutyrate dehydrogenase, mitochondrial. Gene Ontology annotation, molecular function: NAD binding; 3-hydroxyisobutyrate dehydrogenase activity; NADP binding. The transcript is spliced from 2 exons. Bases 137 to 1081 code for a protein of 314 amino acids. The record is from RefSeq and is a predicted model, not a curated record. Gene Ontology annotation, cellular component: mitochondrion. Gene Ontology annotation, biological process: L-valine catabolic process. NCBI's taxonomy places the organism in Eukaryota, Metazoa, Arthropoda, Insecta, Coleoptera, Coccinellidae.